Molecule: messenger RNA, 2832 nt
Organism: Archocentrus centrarchus (flier cichlid)
Lineage: Eukaryota; Metazoa; Chordata; Actinopteri; Cichliformes; Cichlidae
Gene: zdhhc6
Product: zDHHC palmitoyltransferase 6
Exons: 11
Coding region: 1104-2342 (412 amino acids)
Molecular function (GO): palmitoyltransferase activity; protein binding
Source: RefSeq, a predicted model, not a curated record
UAUUUAAAAAAAAACAAAAAACAAAGCAUUUGUUAUUUAUUUCUUUUUUGUUUGCUCUUUGCGCCUCAUGAUAAGUCCCCAGCCUGAUACGUUAGUAGUGUUUAUGCUGGGAGCAGGCUAGCUAAAUAACGAUAACUGCUAACUGCUCUGCCCACGAUGCUAAACGGAAACUGAAUUUUUUAGCUAAAGCUAUACAUGUACCAACUGUCUAAUUAUAUUUUAAAGCGUGGUUGUCUAACUUGUCUGACUUGCAUAAUAAUAAUGGGCAGAAGACUUGCAUACAAGUGGUCGUUUCUUUUUUCUUAGUGAGAAUUAGCUAGAUUGGUAACACAAGCUAAUUAGUCACUGGAGCAAAUGCUGUGGCUCUGCUUAAGUGUGGUAACUUACACUAAUACAAAGUCCAGCACGAUUUACAUUUGUGUAGUAUGUAUUAUUGCGUUUACUGUUUGCUUUUAAAUCAUUAACGAAAAAUGUUAGUUAUAAAUGUUCAGUAUCUGCAUUGUAAUGCAGUGAUAACUACCGAGGAGUAAAAAAAGAAAAUAACGAAUAACAUAGAUAUGGCAUAAAUUGGGAUACAGUGCCGUGAAAAUUAUUUUUGCAUAUUUGUCAAAAUUACAUGUUUCAGAUCAUCAGACAUGUAAUUGUGAGGGAAUCAACAUUUGGAUUUAAGUCCAGACUUUGACUAGGCCACUCCAAAACCUUCAUUUUGUUUUCUUUUGAGCCAUUCAGAGGUGGACUUGCUGGUGUGUUUCAGAUUAUCGUCCUGCUGCAGAUCCCAAAUGUGCUUGAGCUUCAGGGCACAUUGUCUUUCACGAUUUUCUGAUGGGAAACUUGAGUCUUUCAGAAAGACCGUGUGAUUCAGGGAUUGACAGGAGAGGAUGCUGCUCUCUGCCAGGACAAGAAAUAGUGGGACACAGAAAUCCCCAGUAGCUCAAGACCAGGCCAGCUCCUGGGUACUCAGAGAACGAGAAAAAAUAUGUGCAUCGCCUGCACCGGUGACUUUGCGAGAUAGCAGAGGAAAAUACUAACACAUUGAAGCUUGGUCAAUACAUUUUUGGAGUUUAGCAACCAAAAUAUUAGUACUAAACUAGCACUGAAAAAAAAUGAACUUCCUGUCAACCUUUGUGACCUUUGAGAACCUCCAUGAGGUUCGGAGAUUGUGCCACUGGGGUCCAGUCAUAGCCUUGUCUGUCAUUGCUAUAUGCUCCACAAUGGCAAUUCUAGACUCCGUUAUCUGGUACUGGCCUCUAGACACUACAGGGGGCAGUAUUAACUUCAUUAUGCUAAUCAACUGGACUGUCCUCAUACUCUACAACUACUUCAAUGCUAUGUUCGUUGGACCUGGAUACAUUCCUCUUGGCUGGAAACCAGAGAAUCAGCAGGAUACCCAGUACCUACAGUACUGCAGAGUGUGUCAAGGAUACAAGGCCCCCAGGUCCCACCACUGUCGAAAGUGUAACAGGUGCGUGAUGAAAAUGGACCACCACUGCCCUUGGAUAAACAACUGCUGCGGCCAUGUGAACCAUGCCUACUUCACCAGCUUCCUGCUCCUGGCUCCACUGGGUUGCUCACAUGCUGCCAUUAUCUUCAUCAUGACCAUGUACACACAGCUGUAUGAGAGGAUAUCAUUCGGCUGGAGUACUGUAAGGAUUGACAUGAGUGCUGUGCGUCAAUUUCAGCCCCUCAUGCCCUUUAGUGUGCCUGCCUUUGCUGCUACACUUUUUGCCUUAGGUUUGGCACUUGGCACUACUAUUGCCGUUGGUAUGCUUUUUGUUAUACAGAUGAAAGUCAUCCUUCGAAAUAAGACCUCAAUCGAGUCCUGGAUAGAGGAAAAGGCCAAAGACAGAAUACAGCACUACCAAACAGGGGAGGAGUUUAUCUUCCCUUAUGACCUCGGCGGCCGCUGGCUGAAUUUCAAGCAAGUCUUCACGUGGUCAGGGACACCCAAGGGCGACGGCAUUGUCUGGCCAGUCCAUCCCAAGUGUCACCAGCACACCUUAACUAUUGAGCAACUGAAACAGAAAGCUGAUAAGCGAGUGAGAAGUCAGGUCCAGUACCGAGCAGUAGAGGAUUAUAAUGGAGCUUGCUGCCCUCUCAACAAGGGUCUCCAAACCUUUUUUAGAACCCCCUGCACCGAGGAGCCCAGGAUCCCUCUCAGUAAGGGGGAUACCAUCCUGGCUACUCGUGGUACCAAAUGGUGGAUGUACGGAGACAAAGUUCUGAAUGAGGAGCAGCUGCGAGCUGGAGAGCGUGUGAGAGGAUGGUUUCCGAGGCGAUGCGUGGAGAAGUGCCAUUAUGACACAGCCGCGAGUGACACCACCGGUGAUAAAAAAGUCAAUUAAUACAUGUCAACGGGCUUUAUGUAGAGACGUGGAGUUAAACUGAGCAGAGCGCGUCUGUCCACGUUUAUAAACCUCCACUGAAGAUGUCAUGCCCGAUGCUGCAGGUUUACCGUCACAAAUUUCAAAGUUUAAAUUUCUUGCACAUUUCAGUGCCAACUUAUAUUUGUAAGGCAACAUAUAGUAGUUCUUUGAGUCUUGCUGAGCACUUUUGUCUUGUAGAGAACUGCAGUCAUUUGAAAAACUGGUCCCGUGGGUUCAGUUUGAUUCCUCUGACCAAAAAUCUAACUCAACAACCGUCUUAAUGUUCUAGAGUUGCCACCAGACUGUGGUGUAACUUUGUUAUGACUACACUUUUUACUUGAACCUGUUGUUUUUAAUUUGUGUUGGGAUUGUUUCUUUUUUUUUUUGCUACUUAUGCAAAGCCUCUGCCCAACAAACUUGAGGGCAUCAUCAUGCAACUCUUUCUACCGUAUGGAGAUAACACUUCAUU